UCACUGGCUCCUCACAUCACUAACGUAAUCUUUUCCCGGAAUGAAGAAUCCAAGUCGGUGGUCUAGUAAUGUCCAGGUUGCCUGACCGAUCUCUGCUGACCCGCUGCGAGAUAUUCAUCUACUUUGGCGUCUAUAUAGCCUAUAUAGUUGUGGGCCUGUACAAGAUCUAUGGACUGAGGGAUCACAUUGCCAAGGACGCAAAGUUUCAGUUUCCGGAGGGCUGGAGCUUUUAUCCCUUCUCCCAGCGGCGGCGAGAUGACAGCAACGAUGAGCUGGAAAACUUCGGGGACUUCAUCGCCAGCUUUUGGCCAUUCUAUCUGCUCCAUGCGGCUGUGCAGGGAGUAAUUCGCUGGAAAUGUCCCCGGCUUCAGUGCCUGGGAUUCGUCGGUGUUUGUGGCUUGGCCUUGGGCGUGAACCUGGACUGGACAUCGCUGGUGCUACUAGCCACAUUGAUAGCCAGCUACUACCUCAUUUCCCUGGCCACAUCCAAACGCCUGGUGUGGCUCUUGUCGGCCGGCUGGAUACUGUGCAUCAACUUAAUGCAGAAGAACGCCUGGUGGACGGAUCGCGUUGGCUACACCGAGUACGUCCUGGUGAUAGUAACCAUGUCCUGGAGUGUGCUGCGCGGUUGUAGCUUUUCGCUGUCCAAGAUGGGCGUUAAAAAGGAGGAACUAGACAGAUACAACCUCAUCCAGUAUUUGGGCUAUGCCAUGUACUUUCCGUCCUUAACCUACGGACCCAUCAUUAGCUUCCAGCGGUUCGCAGCCAGGAGGGAAGAUGAGAAGCAAGACUGGCUUGGAUUCGCCGGAGGAGUCCUCCGCAGUGCCAUUUGGUGGCUUGUCAUGCAGUGCGCCCUCCACUAUUUCUACAUACACUACAUGUCGCGGGAUGUGCGUAUGGUUGAUCUAAUGGACUCUGUGUUCUGGCAGCAUUCCGCCGGUUACUUUAUGGGCCAAUUCUUCUUCCUGUACUACGUGGUCACCUAUGGCAUAGGGAUAGCCUUCGCCCUGCAGGAUGGUAUCCCGGCGCCCAGCAGACCGCGCUGCAUCGGUCGCAUCCACUUCUACUCGGACAUGUGGAAGUACUUCGAUGAGGGCCUGUACGAGUUCCUCUUCCAGCACAUCUACGCCGAGAUGUGCGGCAAGCGAUCUUCGCCAGCGGCCAAGUUUGGAGCCACCGCCUUGACAUUUGCCUUUGUGUUCGUCUGGCAUGGAUGCUACACCUAUGUGCUCAUCUGGAGCAUUCUGAACUUCCUCUGCCUGGCUGCGGAGAAGCUGUUCAAGACGUUGACCUCCUCCUCGGAGUACCAGCAGUGGACACAGCGUCAUUUGGGAGCCGUGGGUGCUCAGCGGCUGUACGCCAUGUUGGCCACCCAGCUCUUCAUCCCGGCCGCUUUCUCCAAUGUCUACUUCAUUGGUGGGCAGGAGAUCGGCGACUUCCUAAUGCGCGGCGCCUACCUCAGUGGAGUGGGCAACUACAUGGCUCUGUGCUUCUGCAGCUAUUGCUUUUUUCAAUGCUCCGAGCUGCUCCUGAAUAAGUCAGAUGCUCGCUCCAAGACGAAAACUAUUUGACCUCGCUAAAAGUCUGCCUAAAUUUACGUGAAAUGUGACUAUUUUUGAACAAUCUUGUACUAGUAUUGCAACAUCUGGUUUUGCAACUUGUAUUAUAACAUGGCUUUAUAAUUGUUUUGUGAUUUUUACGAAACAAAUAUUUACUUAAUUUUUAAAUAAAUACAUUUCAUAUAACGUCUUA
This is a messenger RNA of Drosophila rhopaloa, 1752 nucleotides long. It is a transcript of the gene rasp, whose product is annotated as protein-cysteine N-palmitoyltransferase Rasp. Gene Ontology annotation, biological process: protein palmitoylation. The record is from RefSeq and is a predicted model, not a curated record. Bases 69 to 1571 code for a protein of 500 amino acids. The transcript has a single exon. Gene Ontology annotation, molecular function: palmitoyltransferase activity. Gene Ontology annotation, cellular component: endoplasmic reticulum. NCBI's taxonomy places the organism in Eukaryota, Metazoa, Arthropoda, Insecta, Diptera, Drosophilidae.